AUGGAUCUCAAUGGACGCCCAGCGGUGCAAGUCGUUAUCAACGGCCAUCCGCAGGCGCCGCAGACCUAUGGCCAGGCCAUGUCGUUUCAGAGCCAGUCCAGGCCACUGUCUGUGGAUGAGGCGCUUCAAUACUCAUCCAUGUCCAGCGCUCCUGUUUUUGGUCUAGACUGCGUGAUACGCCCUGACGUCGGCCGUCCGUCCAAUACCACCUCUAUCAAUCAUGUCCUUCAAGCUGGUCGCAAUACCUUGAGUGAGCUGGAUGCUGAGAUACAAUCCGGGCUAGACGAGUCAAAUCGUCUGGAGACGUCCCGUGAAUACCUCCAGCAAUUGCUGGAUGGGGAUCAACUCACUGAAUUCAAGUUCAAGGCCCCUCCUACUCUCAGCCGCAAUAAACACUUGCACUCGAAUACUUCCGACGGAUCUUCCUCUAGCCGCAGCCAACUCGGCUCCUUUGCGAAGAUGAUUCUGGAGUCCACGGAUAUAGCAUUCCGAUGUGAGAUCACGAAGAAGACAUGGUCAUUAUUUGAACUCUGUGCUAAUGGCUGCAUGUCAGAUCCCGAGACAUCUUCGCCGAAGGUCAAAGCCGAAAAGAAGGACACCGUAUCGAAAGCCGCUGCAGCAUGGAAUAAGCAGGCUUAUAUUGCAAAUUCUACGAAAUCAGCAUCCUUCGAAAAGCCCCAACAACCUUCGAGCCAAAUAUCUGUGGUUAUUCCAUUGAAACCCACUCCUACGAAACAAACCAAGCCCAAGUCAAAUUUCGAUCAUGAGGAUUCAAUGACCGCGAGGCGAGUAAAAGAUCAGAAGGCAGAAGCGGACGAUGCUCUUUUGAAACUGCAAGACCUUCUCCACGAAGUCUUCGAGGCGGAAGACCAGAUCGAGCCGGACGCCCUGAUUGCUUCAAACGCGGACAAUUCACUUUUCGUGCAUACAAGAUCGACGGAGGUGCAUGGCAUGGUGCUGUCCUCUGAUGCUCACCUCCGUCUCCAGAAAGCUAUUCGGAAAGUAUGCGGGUUUGACCGUCUUCGAGAUAUCCCCUCAGACUAUCUGAAGAGGGUUCAGAAACUUUGUGAAAAGCCAAUACUUGCUGCCCAGUCUGCACAACUCACUUUGCAUGACACAUCCAAUGAAACUGAAGCCCAGGAAUGGCUGGGUAAGGUGGAGGAUGUUUUAAACUCUUUGCUUGCUAUUGGAACGCUCCUGCAGACAAUGUCUGGACGUCAGACGGAGCGCGAUCUGUGCCCUGAGGAUCUCAUCGAGGCCAUCCCGCCGGUUGUGGAACAGAUCUUCGACCACUGCAUCAUUCCUGCGGUUGAGUCACGCCCUGGCGGCAAGGAUGCCGAGCACUUCAAUUUCUUCUCAGCCCAGCGUCGCAUCAUCGGAAGCUUGAUACACCAAAGCAAAAAGGUUUUAACUCUUUUCGCGGACUUUUUGUCCCGGAUUGAAGUGCCUGAGGGCUCCAUCAACUCCGCUUUGUUCUUUGCCGCUAAAUUGAUUUUCGUUGAGAAUGCACACAACGAUAGAGACUCCGCUGUUGGGUCCUCAAAAUUCGAGCCAGCAAGACGCGGAGCAAUGGACGUGCUUGCAAAGAUUUUUUCAAAAUACCCUGCCCAGCGUUCCUAUAUUUUGGAUCAAAUUCUGGGUUCUCUGGAAAAGCUCCCUUCUACCCGUCAAAGUGCCAGACAGUUCAAACUGGCUGACGGGAAAAACAUUCAACUUCUUACAGCACUAGUCCUUCAGCUUGUGCAGACCACCGCCUUGGAAACACCUUCACGCUCCAAGGCCAAACGUCGCCUGCAGGCCUCAGCAGAGGAUGACGAUGAUGAAUUAAUGGGUGACGGCGACGACAUGAAGAACAUAAAUUCUGAUGAUGACGAUAAGGAGCUAGACGAGUCUUUGGAGCGCCUGGCGGCCAAGGUCAACAGACUUUAUGAUAACGCCGUACGCAGUGCGCAAUACAUCGUGAAGUUUAUUGUCCACCGCGCAAUGAACGCAACCAAAAGUGGCGAUCAGCCAUUCCGGAACAUUCUCGACCUCUUUACAGAAGAUUUGAUCAAUGUACUUGGGUCCUCAGACUGGCCCGCUUCUGAACUGCUUCUCCGCAUCAUGGCAUCCCACAUGGUUGGCAUCGCAGAUCUUGACAAGAGCUCGGCUCAAGCGAAGAGCAUGGCUCUCGAGCUCCUGGGAUGGAUGGGUUCUGCAAUCUCAGAUCUGAUCGCAACCGCUCAACACAUGCUUCCAGCCUUGGAGGAUGCCGACAGCGAGCUCACCGAUUACCUCAAGCAGCAGUUUGAGGAGUUUUGCUCCCGCGCGCUCCAUCCGCAGGACCUGGUCGCACCGAACGGUCCUUAUCGAAUGGCCUUGGAGUAUCUUUCACAAGACAUCUCGAACAACUCUCAACUGACUAGCACACGAGGCUUCUACCUAGCUUCUUGGGCGAAAACUGUCUGCAAUCUUUACUACAACUCUGAGGAUAAGGAGGCAGUACCGGAAGAUGACAUGACUGAUGAGCUAGUGAUUCUCCUGUCGAGAUCGUUCUCUGAUCCACGCUGGUUGGAGACCCACAAGCAAUUCAACUCCGUUUCUAAUGUUCACGGCAAGUUUGCCUACAUUCUGACGGUCUUGAAUUCAGGCUUUGGCAAGGCCUUUGACACCAUCCUUAAGGUCCUUCUGAAUUCGAUCGCCAGUGACCAAGCGAAGGUCCGUAGCCGAAGUCUGAAGAGUGUCAUCGAAAUGCUUGAAAAAGAUCCCAACCUCCUCGAUAGAGAUGCUUCCGUUAUGCAUCUGAUUCUUCGUUGCACUACGGAUGCUUCCCCUAUGGUUCGUGACUCCGCCUUGUCUUUGAUCGCCAAAUGCAUUGGCCUUCGGCCAAAGCUAGAAGAGGAAGGAUGCCGCAGUAUUCUCGCCUGUGCUGGUGACCCAACAGCCGGUGUUCGCAAGCGCUGCAUUGGAUUGCUGAAGGAACUCUACCACAAAACAGCUCGCCAGGAGUUGAAAUUGGCUAUCCUUGAUAGCUUUCUUCAGCGGACUGGUGAUCAUGAGGAAGGAGUGGCAACUUUAGCUCGUCAGACCUUCGAAGAAAUCUGGCUGGUGCCUUUCCACGAGUCCAUUGAUUCCAUCUCUGACGGACCGAAGCUCAAAAUAGCACUCGGGGAGCAGGUUGGGUUGAUAGUCAGCCUGGUUGAGCGUAGCGACAACGCUCUGGACUCCCUCGGCACAUGCUUGAGAGCGGUGCUCUCAGAUAAGUCCAAGUCCGCCAGUCUGAACUUUAAAGUCUGCACGUCGAUAGUAUCCAUCAUGUUUCAGAGACUGGUGGAGGAUGCCGAUGCUUCCCCCAAAGAAUUCAAACAAGCCCUCCUACAAACUAUCACCGUGUUUGCCAAAGCAAAUGCAAAGCUGUUCAGCCCAGAUCAGCUAGAAGCUCUGCAUCCCUAUAUUGGCAAUCUUGCUACCGCGGACGACCUUUUCUUGUUCCGAUCCGUGGUUGUGAUUUACCGAUGCGUCUUGCCAUACCUAUCCUCGUCCCACAACAAGCUCCUCAAGGAUGUUCAGAAUGACCUCUUCAAGAGCAUCGCCAGGCUGUCUCGCUCCGAGUUGAACGAGGUUAUGGCUUGUCUGUGGACUAUCAACGGCGUCCUGCAGAACACCGACAGACUGGUCAAGCUGACCUUGUCUGUACUUAAACCACUGCAGCAAUACAAAAGCGUUGACAUGUCCUCCCCUGAGAGUGCCACGAUCUUGGCCCGCGCGAAAAGCUACAUCAGAAUAGCUGGCUGCGUUGGACGUCACUGCGAUCUAGAGAAGUACAUCUCGCAUUUCAAGAACUCGUUUCCGACCUGGAGCGGUGGGUCCGGGGGCUCCGUGGCUGGCUUGAUGGUAGACUGUAUACUUCCAUUUACCCAUUUCAACCAGCCCAAUGAGCUACGAGUAAUGGCCCUUGAGGGUGUGGGUUCUAUCUGCCAAUCCUGGCCGGCCCAAUUUGGUCGCGAGCCUACGCGCAGGACCUUUUCCCAGGUGUUCAAGGAAGAUGCUCCCGGCUUGCAACAUAUUGUGCUUCGCUCUUUCGCUGAUUUCUUCUUCAUCCACGAGGGCAAAACUGAGAAGGGAGUGGUGCCCACUGCUGAGGCUGCUGCUCAGGAGGAUUCCACCCGGCUCGGAGGCUCACUAAGAGCAAGCGAUAAUGACGGUGCUGCUGCAUUGAUAGCCCAACACUUCCUCAAAAACAUGCUGAAGGUCGCACAGUCGCGACAAGAUGCUUACGCUCUUACUGCCAUUGAACUCAUCGCAAGCAUCAAUCGACAAGGAUUGGUGCAUCCCAAAGAAUGCGCUGGAGUUCUUGUUUCGCUGGAGACGUCAACAGUCCCAGCGAUUGCCAAGGUAGCUUUCGAUACGCAUAGGAUGAUCCACCAGCAAUUCGAGUCCAUGUUCGAGCGGGAGUACAUGCGAGCUAUCCAGGAGGCAUUCUACUACCAGCGCGAUGUGGUCGGCGAUUCCAAUGGCGCAACCUAUCGGCCUUACGUUGCGAAGCUCUCUCCUUUAUUCGAAAUCGUCAAGAUAAGCAACAGUCGCUACCAGAAAAAGUUCCUAUCGAACCUCUGCUCCAAGGCAAACUUCGAAUUGAAAAAGCUUGAUGCCACUGGUGACCCCCCAGAGCAUCUCUUGAUGGCCCGCUUCAUAUCACAGAAUCUGGCGUAUUUUGACUACGGCCAAUUAGCUGAGCUGCUUCCCACGAUUGGGUGUCUUGAUCGUAUUGUCUCGUCGACCGGCACUGUUGUUGCGCACGCCAUCGAAACCGAUCUCUUCCCGAGCCCAAUCGGGCCACCUGUCGUCGAGACACCCACGGGGAUGAUGAGCCUUACUCCCGAUGUGCCGGUGCCUGCAAGUGUUCCGCAGCCAGUCAACCCUGCUACUCUGCGGCUGUUAGCCACCGCGGCCGCAUCGCUGUCCAUGCUCUGGGAAGCCCGAACUCAUCUGCGCCGACUCUAUGGGCUCAACUCGCACACCAAAGACAAGGAUGGCAAUGGCAAACAGGGUGCCAAAGAGCUCAACAAGACAGCUACCAAGAUUCACGGUGUGACCGGUGAUAAAUUCUGGGAAUCAAUCGUCAGAAACAUGGCGUCCCUGAACAGUGAUGAAGCCAUGCUGAGCAAGUGUCGCGAGUUCUCGACUUUGCUUGCUAUCGAUGAAGAGUUCAAGGUGGACCGAGAGAAUGAUGUGGAGGGCGACAGCCUAGAUGCGGUUGGAGAUAUUGAUGACAUGGGUGGCCUGGGUGGGUCUCGACCGAUGAAGCGCAAGAGCUCUGUCUCCAGCACCGGUCUCAACAAGCGACCGAAGGGCCGCAAAGGCUCCGCUGGCAAAAAACCGUCCAGUACUGAGCCUGACGACGGUUAUGACUGA
Penicillium canariense is the source of this 5394-nucleotide messenger RNA. RefSeq names its product putative sister chromatid cohesion protein Mis4. Gene Ontology annotation, molecular function: chromatin binding. Lineage: Eukaryota; Fungi; Ascomycota; Eurotiomycetes; Eurotiales; Aspergillaceae. Gene Ontology annotation, cellular component: Scc2-Scc4 cohesin loading complex. Gene Ontology annotation, biological process: replication-born double-strand break repair via sister chromatid exchange; establishment of mitotic sister chromatid cohesion; regulation of gene expression. Bases 1 to 5394 code for a protein of 1797 amino acids. The transcript has 3 exons. The record is from RefSeq and is a predicted model, not a curated record.